CAGUCGGGAAAUGGGUGAGAUAGACAAUGACCACAGAAAAUAUCUGGCAACUCCACGAGCUAAUAUAUAUCCGAAGCGCGGGUACCAACGGCACAGUCGGGAAACGCGACAGUGGAUGAACGCUCCUCUUCUCUCGUGUGGCUGUAGUGACUCGGAGACUAAGUCGAAAUCUACGGCUCGUCUUGCAAGUGAGAAAGGAUACCGUUCUGUGUAAACUGCGACAUCGAAAAUGGAAUACGGGAACAUGGAAAUCAACGAGACGACGGAAAGCGGGGGGCAAGAUGGCGGGAGGAUCCCGGUCGCUCCAGAAAGCAGUGCUUUCAUGUCGGGAGCAUCGUCAGCGCCUGUGACAGCGAGGGCGCCCAGGAGGAGAGCGAGGUCCCGAGGGCCUACAGCAGCGCCAGGCCAUUUCGUCACAGGAGCCGUCCCGAUGCAGAUGCAAACUCCGAGCACGAAUUCGCCGUCAUUUGGAUUCACGGAAGGAGCGAGUAACGUAGGCGGCGACCCCGCAGGCUCUCGCGUACCAGUACCUCGUUCGAGAGACCCAAAACCUGCGCGCAGAGAACGCCUCCCUGCAACAGAAACUUGACGUCUUUCAACACCUUUUACAGAACAGGGAGCGGCUCGUCUCUGUCCUUCGAACACUCGGCAUGGAUGCCCACAUAGUAGACCCAUCGACCUGAGUAAUUUAUCUUCUUUUCAGCCACCCCUCAAAAAAUGAAAGCAUUCCUGAAGGGCCAUGGCCUGCAAAGUGCAUGGCACAGGUUUCCAGUGUUAGGGUUCGGCUCAUGUCCUAUUUAUCAAUCAGUUAUGGUGUCCUGCAGGCUAUUGUGUGACCAGGAGGAAUUCGGUGAGCAGCUACAAAUAUUCAUCACAAUAGAUAUGGACAAAUCCUGUUGAUUUCUCGUCAUCCAUGGAAGCCUUUUUCUGCCAAAUGGAGCAAUUGAGAAAAACGCGUAUGGAUAAUAAUAAUAAAAAAAAUAUACUGAUAUCUAUCAGAUUAUCACUCUUACAUUUAUCAAAUAUCUAUUCAGUCAUUUUCGGAAAAGAAGGGGAAUCCACUUGUAGGAGAUUCAUUUCCAAAGAUAAUCUAACUCCCUCGUCAUAAAAAUAAAUAAUUGUUCAACGGAAGUCAAACCUGAUAAGCAGCAAAACUAGAAUCCUUGACAGAAAACGUUUCAUAACUUUUAGGAAAACAAAUUACAAACGGAAAAUCCAAUAGCGAAUUUUUUUAUUCGAUUUACACUUCCGCUUUACUUAUCAAGGCAACUUUAUUUUGUGGAAGCGAUAUUGACGUUACGGGAAAAAAGGCUUUAGUUUAUUUAUAAUUGAAAGUGGAAUGAUCUCAAUUCAACUGUUGUAAAGUAUAUGCAGGCUUGUCCCUUUUUUUCGGCGAGGCUAAAAUGAAAUGCAUUUUGUCUGAAAAAAGUAAUAUGAGGAGAGAAUGAAAGCGAACUUUAAUCAACCUCAUUGUUGAACCCUUCAAUGACAAUUCACUCUUCACGAUCUCCGAAGAGUCGUUCUUGGUCAGUUCUUGUGGGGUUGAAAUCAUGCGGCAGGUCACGCUGGCUCUUGACCUUUGGCUUAACGUUCCCUCCCAAAGGACAUAGAGUUUUAAUAUCUUUUUUUUUCGUUUUGUUUCUAUUUCUGUGAUGCUCUGAUUCUUCGAUGUUCCACUAUUUAUGUUUUGUUCUUCACACAACAUUUGAUUUAUGUUGCCCUAGGUAUUAUACGUAUUAUAGUUUAUUUAACAGGAUAUAGAUCACUAGUCAAGGAUGUAAACAUAUCAUUUUAUGAUUUACGUUUUCGCAGUCAUGUGACUCAGGAUAUUUGUUUAAUAUUAUGUAUACAUGUAUGUAUUAUUAACUCUCUAUGCUAAUCCUAUAAUUCAGAAGAUUGGUUUUGUUAGCAAAUUACUGAAGCUAUUAUUUAAACCGUAUGAACCUUAAUGACCAAGUGCUAAGACCUAGUUUGAUAAAAUUGCAAUAAAAAUUUCAGAAUACA
Molecule: messenger RNA, 2004 nt
Organism: Penaeus chinensis
Lineage: Eukaryota; Metazoa; Arthropoda; Malacostraca; Decapoda; Penaeidae
Exons: 2
Coding region: 230-589 (119 amino acids)
Source: RefSeq, a predicted model, not a curated record